Messenger RNA from Callithrix jacchus (white-tufted-ear marmoset), 10203 nucleotides. NCBI's taxonomy places the organism in Eukaryota, Metazoa, Chordata, Mammalia, Primates, Cebidae. The record is from RefSeq and is a predicted model, not a curated record.
GCAUGGGAGAGUAUGUGUGUGGCACAAAAGGCUUGUCACUCUUUCUCCUCUUCUCCCUGCCUUGGGCUGUCUUGGAGUCUGGUCAGAGGGGUUGGGGAUCACUGUGGGCAACCCUCAGAAGUGGCUACACUGUGGAGUGAGGCUGUGGCUUUUCUCUUCCUAUCUCUCUCCUGCCCAGGUUACAUGGGGCUCUAAGGCUGUGGAUCUCCCCCAAGGACCAGCUAAGAAGGUGUGAGGAUAUCACCAGGGCCUCAUGAGUGACCCCAUGAGAGCUUUGACUUAGUGGCUAAAGUCUUUAGAGAGGCUAUUGUCCCUCUCUAGGUGUCAGUUCUGUCAUCUGUAAAUUAAGAAUGGUGAUCCUUGCUUCUUAAGUGCAAAGUUGCUAUGAGGAUUCUUGAGCUAGUGAUCAGGGAAGAGCUUUAUAAGCCUUAAAGAGCAGUGCAUGGAGGAGUGUGAUACUCAUAGACUUAAAUCCACUUUGAAGAUGAUAAGAGAACAUGGGUGCAAUAGCAAAGGAUUGUGCUCAUUAUUGAAAUUUAAUUAUUGAAUGCCUUCCUCCCCCACCCCCUCUGAAGAGAAGGCUUAACCAGUAACAAUUUACAACAAUCCAUUUUGUCCUCCCACAGCCCUGUGAGCCCAAUUGUGUUUCCAUUUUGCUGAUCAGGAAAUGGAGGCCUGGAUUGUAUCUUUUCAUCAGGCUGAGUUGAAAUCUGGGGCUCCUGUCCACCUGGCAGCUUAGCCCUCCCCAUCUGAGACAGAAGCCCUGUCCGGGUCUUGGUCCUCUGGCUUCCAGGCUGAGGGGAGUUUGAAUUCUGCCCUGGAACAGUGCGUUUGGGGUUUUCUUGUGACCAGAUUACUCAACUGCUCAUUAGAUAAUGCCAGCUCAGACCUGCCCACAGGGCCAGAGAAUCCUCAUUGAUCUGAUGAAGGGAGUGGGGUUGCCCCUCAUGCCACCUGCCCAAACUGCCUCUCCCCAAAGCACUUUCCAUAGGCCUGCCUGGUGUACCCCCUGGGCCACACCUUUAUCUUGGGUGCUCUUGGGUCCUCAGGCCUGGCCUCUCCUUAUUACUGGGCCCUGAUGGGAGGGGGCUGGCUGUGUGGGCCACUCUGACCUCUGUACUCAUCCAGAGGCCAGUUGAAGCACUAAGCUAGGCCAUCCCUGCUUUCUGUCUCCAUCUCCAUCACCCAGCACAGGUUGGGCUCAGAGCAGGUGCCAGUGGGUAUCUGGGAAAUGAGUGGCCAGGUGGGAGUAGCCAUAGAGCAGAAGGGGAGGCUUUGCUCCAUGGAGAGCCACACUUGGUUCUGGAGCAGUGGAGUUCCUCCACCCCUGUCACCCCAUCUCCUAGGCCUGAGUCUUUCCUGGUCCAAGAUGAGUAGCAGGAGUUUCUGCUGGGAGGGCGAGCAACCUGGGCCCCACGGAACAACUCCUUGGCCCUCUACUCUGGUACCUUGUCACUGUCAGUGUAGCUCCUGGGUGAGAGGCCUGGGUGCUGGAGAGAGGGAAGAGGGCUUCCCUCAGGCUUCUGGGACCCAUGUGGCCUCUCCCUCCCCAGGUCUGAGGAGAGCUUCCGGGUGUGGGCGUGACCUCCUGGUGAGUGCCCAGCCACCCAGCCCUGGCUUGUAGGAGGGGGACUCUUGCCGUGGCUGGGCACUCACAGGAAAUCCAGGGCCAAGGGACCUGCUCCUCUCACAGUACCACCAUAUGUGUCGUCUCCUCCUUGGUCGCCCUCCCUCCACACUCCCUGUCCCAUCUACCUUCCAUGUGGUGCCAUCUUUUUAAAGGUCAACUCUGACCACAUCCUUCCCUCUUAAGCCUUCCAUGGCUCCUCAUUGUCCUCAGAAUAGAGGCCAAGCUCUUUGGCCUGGCAUUUGAGCCUUUUCAUAUGAAUUCCUCAUUCCCCCUCGCCACACUCCAUGCCACGCCACCCUCCACAGCAACCAUGCAAGACCUGCUGGCCUUUUCCCAGCAGUUCACACUUUGAUCCACCAAGUCUUUGCUCACGCCUCUUUUGCCUUCACAGGCCUCCUCCUUCUUCGUCUAUCUAACAAACUCCUAAUCACCUAUCAGGUUCCAGCUCAUAUGACCCCCUCCUCUGCAGAAGCGCUCCCUGACCACCUCCCCAGGCCAGGAAACCACAUGACUGCAGUGUGAAAGCUGAACAGACCUGGCAGGGGUGGAGGCAUGGAGGCCAGUAAGGAGGCUGGUGCUGUGGGCUGUGGGAGCACCUGCCUCAGGCUGCAGCACAGGGACCGUAUGGUGCAUGUCUGAGGAAUUUCACUGGUUGAACUGAUAGGACUUGGAGCUUCUUGGGGCAGCAGCACGGCCUGCCCAGAAAAAUGUUGGAGGCUGGGCGUGGCCCCAGGCCUGGGGACCUGUUUUUCCUGUUUCCCGAAGAGUUCCCUGCAGCCCGGUCCAGGCGUGUGCAUUCAUGAGUGAGGAAUCCGAGCAGGCUCUGAGCAUCCUGACCUGGAGAGCAGGGGCUGGUCAGGGCUAUGGCAGCAGACCUGGAACCCUGGAAUGGCACCAUCAAUGGCACCUGGGAUGGGGAUGAGCUGGGCUACCGGUGCCGCUUCAACGAGGACUUCAAGUACGUGCUGCUGCCUGUGUCCUAUGGCGUGGUGUGCAUGCUUGGGCUGUGUCUGAACGCCGUGGCACUCUACAUCUUCUUGUGCCGCCUCAAGACCUGGAAUGCCUCCACUACGUACAUGUUCCACCUGGCUGUGUCUGAUGCACUGUAUGCGGCCUCCCUGCCGCUGCUGGUCUAUUAUUACGCCCGCGGCGACCACUGGCCCUUCAGCACCGUGCUCUGCAAACUGGUGCGCUUCCUUUUCUACACCAACCUUUACUGCAGCAUCCUCUUCCUCACCUGCAUCAGCGUGCACCGGUGCCUGGGAGUCUUACGCCCUCUGCGCUCCCUGCGCUGGGGCCGGGCCCACUAUGCUCGCCGGGUGGCUGCGGGCGUGUGGGUGUUGGUGCUGGCUUGCCAGGCCCCCGUGCUCUACUUUGUCACCACCAGCGCUCGCGGAGGCCGCAUCACCUGCCAUGACACCUCGGCGCCGGAGCUCUUCAGCCGCUUCGUGGCCUACAGCUCAGUCAUGCUGGGCCUGCUCUUCGCGGUGCCCUUUGCCGUCAUCCUUGUCUGUUACGUGCUCAUGGCUCGGCGGCUGCUAAAGCCAGCCUACGGGACCACGGGCGGCCUGCCUCGGGCCAAGCGCAAGUCCGUGCGCACCAUCGCCGUGGUGCUGGCCGUCUUUGCCCUCUGCUUCCUGCCCUUCCACGUCACCCGCACCCUCUACUACUCCUUCCGCUCGCUGGACCUCAGCUGCCACACCCUCAACGCCAUCAACAUGGCCUACAAGGUCACCCGGCCACUAGCCAGUGCCAACAGUUGUCUUGACCCCGUGCUCUACUUCCUGGCUGGGCAGAGACUCGUCCGUUUUGCCCGAGAUACCAAACCACCUACUGGCCCCAGCCCCACCACCCCGGCUCGCCGCAGGCUGGGCCUGCGCAGAUCUGACAGAACUGACAUGCAGAGGAUAGAAGAUGUGUUGGGCAGCAGUGAGGACUCCAGGCGGACAGAGUCCACGCCAGCUGGUAGCGAGAACACUAAGGACAUUCGGCUGUAGGAGCGGAACAUUCCGGCCUGAGCAGGUUUAUAUUGAGAAGCUGUAGGGGACCAGGAAUUGUGCAGAGGGCAUGGUCUCCCCAGAUAUGGACCAUCAGUGACUCAUGCUGGAUGACCAAGGAAGCCAUGAUCCCGUGCACUGUCAUUUGACAGGGGAUCAGGAUAUUCUCCAGAGUCAGCUGUUCCCAUAACCCCUAGUCAUUAUUUGUGUGUAUGAGUUGGUGUAAUUAAGUUUCAAGAAAGGUGAGAGUUGAAGGUCAGUGACACCCCCGGCCUGACUCCCACGCAAAUAGCUGGCUGUACUGCCAAGGUACCUAGGUAGGAGUUCAGCCUAAUCAAGUCAAAUGGAGAAACAGGCCCAGAGAGGAAGGUGGCUUACCAAGGUCACAUAGCAGAGUUUGGAGCUGAGCUACCUGGGGUGGGGGCCAAAUCACAGGUUGGCCAGAAAACCCUGGUAAGUAGUGAGGGCUGAGUUCACGCAGUGGUCUGGAAUGAACUGGGUGCCAAGGUGGACUCAGCUCUGAGGAGUACCCCCAGCCCAAGAGAUGAACAUCUGGGGACUAAUGUCAUAGACCCAUCUGGAGGCUCCCAUGGGCUGGGAGCCAGUGUGAGGCUGUAACUUAUACUAAAGGUUGAGUUGCCUGCUGAGCUGUGCCCUAUUGUAUGGUUGGGGGAUAAGGAUAUGGCAAGGAAGCUUUCACCAGCCACAAAAGGGUCCUUUCUCCAAUUCAAUCCCUCCUGCCACCUGCCUUCUGACUAGCUGUCUCAGGAGUAGUCUCUUAUCAGGGAUCCUCUCUCCAGACCCCAGAUCAUCCCCCACUCUUUUUUUUUUGAGAUGGAGUCCCGCUCUGUUGCCCAGGCUGGAGUGCAGUGGUGCUAUAUCAGCUCACUGCAACCUCCACCUCCCCAGUUCAAGCGAUUCUCCUGCCUCAGCCUCCCAAGUAGUUGGGACUACAAGUGUGUGCCACGACGCCUGGCUAAUUUUUUGUAUUUUUAGUAGAGAUGGGGUUUCACCAUGUUAGCUAGGUUGGUCUCAAUCUCCUGACCUGGUGAUCCACCUGCCUUGGCCUCCCAAAGUGCUGGGAUUACAGGUGUGAGCCACUGUGCCCAGCCCCAGUCAUCCCCCACUUUAAAGCCAGCUGACUUCUGUGUCUGACUCUGUGCCGAGCACAGAGAAGAGUCAGGUGCAGUCUGAGACCUUGAGAUCUUCCAGUUUAGGUGAUGGCCAGUCUUGUGCUGAUAAAUGUGAAAUCAUUUAACUGGAGCUCCAAUUUAACUGGGAACCCCUUCUUUGUAGAACUGCCCAUUUCCAUGGUGCAAAAACUCUUAUCAUGGCCAAAUUCAAACUAUAAACAUGAUGUCAACUUCCUUGUAAAAUUUCCGAAAAUUUAACAAUUGGUUCUUGCAAGCAGGUACAAGUCACUCUAGCACAUCAUUGGAUAAUGCCGAGUGGCUGGGCCUGUGAGCUGGGGAUCAGGGAAGGGUUCCUGGAGUGGAGAGACUCCUGAGUUGUAGCUUCUGAGAAAAGCAGCUCACCAGGAGAACACCCACAUGCAGGAUGCCUCCCAGGCAAAGACAUGGGGCAAGAGGGCAGGGUGUACAGGAGCCAUAAGCAGUCUGGACAGCUGGCUCUAGGCUGAAGGUAGGGUUGGAGCUAGGUCACAAGGAGGCCAAGUCAGGGUUCCCUCCUUGCCCUGACCCUAAGGAUUCCUUUGCAUUGGGGGUAAAUAUGAAAGAGACUCAGUCCACCUCCUAUCCAUCCUCUUCCUUCUGGGAAAAUCCCAGAUACAUGGCAGGAUGGUGCUCAGGCUGGGUCAGGACUUAGCAUGGGGAAGAUGGGUCUCAUCCAUGAUAGGUUCUGGGUCUAGCCAGGACCACUCCGGGCUGAUGUGUGGAGCUCAGCUGGACAGGGCCCAGCCCUAACCUUUGAACAGGGAUAGGGCAAAGCUGACAGGCCUCACUCUUGAUCUGAAGGACAGGGACCCGCUCCUCUCCCACUCUCCUUGUGGGCCCACUCUGCCUGCCUCUGACCUCUCUACCCUUCCCACGCUCCCAAGGCAUCCCCAAAGGUUGUUGUAUUUGGAGCCUGACUCCACAGCGCCCUCAUGUGACAGAGACCCAUCACAGACUGUAACCCAAAUGAUUACUUUGCACUGUGCCAUGUGGGUGACAUGCCCAGAAUAGUGUGAGAUAUUCACCUCUCACAUUCUAGGUUCUAUACUUCUGUUAAUGUAGCCAAUGUCCUUCUGAGCAUUUUUUUUUUUUUUUUUUGAGACGGAGUUUCACUCGUUACCCAGGCUGAAGUGCAAUGGCACGAUCUCGGCUCACCGCAACCUCCGCCUCCUGGGUUCAGGCAGUUGUCCUGCCUUAGCCUCCCAAGUAGCUGGAAUUACAGGCACGUGCCACCAUGCCCAGCUAAUUUUUGUAUUUGUAAUAGAGAUGGGGUUUUGCCAUGUUGGCCAAGAUAGUCUCAAACUCCUGAUCUCAAAUGAUCCACCUGCCUCAGCCUCCCAAAGUGCUGGGAUUACAGGUGUGAGCCACUGCACCCGGCCCUUCUGAGCUUUCUUAGUGACUGCCUCUUACAAACCAUCCUUGAGCCUUUCCUGCAGACCCGAGCCACUCCCUUUUCUACCAACUGCUGCUCAAGCUGAACCUCAUCCCAGUUUAUAGGGAUCCCCUCCCCAGGUGAGCUUUGCUGGUUGAGAGUGUGAAUGCUGAGCUCUGACCCUCUCAGCCCUGCUUAGACCUGGAGGCGGGAUUGUAUCCCAUGAUUUUGGGGGCCCUUGAGUGUGCAUCUGUGGUUGGGGUAGGCUAGGACCUCCCCAAGCCCAAGUUCCCUGGUCACCAUUCUUCUCAUGUCCUGCCCACCUACCCUCCUGCAUCUGCCCCAAACCAGACACCAUGGUGGAUGGAGACAAUACCAUUGCCUAGAGCCUGGAAGCUCUCCUUGAACCACUGCCUGUAGAUUUCUUGGGACAUAGGACCAUAAGGACACAGGAGGGGCUUAUUCACCUUCUAAUCCUGUGGCAGGCGCAGGUGGGGGUGAAUACUGGAGACCCUGGGCAAACCAGGGAUGGCGCAAGACCCCACCUCGGGAACCCUGUUGGACUGCCUGGCCCCUUGGUAUGCACAGCCGGCCUUGCUGCUCAAUGCCCAGGCCACUCACCUUGAGGGUGAGGUUCCUGCCCUGAUGCCUCAUGCUAUUUUCGGCCCAAGUAAGACUAGAAUUUUCCAUUCCUGGCCCCAGACCAUUGUCCAGCAGUGAUGUGGGGGGAACCUGCCUGCCCUCAAAAUAUCUUCUCUUACCCUCCAGGCCUCCCUGCCCCCUCUACACCUCCCUAACCUGACAUCACUUCCUGGGCUGUUGACUCAUGAAGGCCACUGUGAAAGGGCACGUGACUCGCCCAGCCACCCGGCUGACCCUAGGGAUUAUCCAGCCCAGCUGCAGACUCAAGGCCAGAGACGGGUGGGGCUGAGCUCAAGGUCAUUCAGCAGGUCAGCGUGGCGCCUGGAUAUAAGCCAGUGCCUUGGUGGCGAUUCUGCUGUCACUCACAUUGCCCAGCUCUUCUUGCCCAGGGUGACUGGAAUGGAGCCAUAGAGCUGAGGCCAGGGACAGGGCAGAGAUAGGAGGAAGGGGAGGGUGGAGAGUUGAGUGCUGGGGAGUAAAUGUUGGCGGAUGUGCCUGCAGCAGCUGUUCUCGAUGAACUGCGUGACAUCAGGGCCGGGUCCCUGGCACACAGGAGUCUGCCCUGGCUGGCAGAUGUCCCAGGACCCAGGAGGGAGGGGGUCAUCCCAGGGGACAUUUCCACUUUUACCCCAAAAGGUUAGAAGAGGCCCUAAACAACAUGUUAUCCACACAUGGCUGCUCCAGUACAAGCCACCAGAGCUACCUCUUUGCCACCCUUGUCAUGGCAGAUUUGGGCUGCUGUGUUUAGAAUCAGGCACAUGGGGGAGAGAAGUCGUGUAUUGACCCAUGUCCCAUGCACCCUGCGGGACCUUCCCAUCUAUGUUGUAUGGUGGAUGCUUCACAGCAACCCUGGGAAGUAGAUGUUAUGAUCCCAUUUAGCAGAUGAGGAAACAGGAGAAGUGAGGACUUGCUCUGAGUUAUCCAGGCCACCAGGUCGAGUCAGUGAGUCCAGGCCACCUCAUGGCCAGAGUCAUGCCUUUCAGUGCCCCACCACGCUCACAACCCUGCAGGGCAGGAGGGUCUGUAAUUCAAGAUGGCAUGAUUCAAGGUGACAGAGGUGGUGUAGCAAGGAUGUGAGGACACAGAUGCUCCACCCAGACCACCUCAGUGUCCCUGUUGUCCCCACUUUCCUGGCUGGGGCCCCUUGGGCAAGUUACCUAAUCCUGCAGCACCUCAGUUUCCCAUUUCCAAAAUGAGAUGCUACCUUCCACUCAGGGCACUGAGGGGCUUCCCUACAUUGUUAGCGUGAAGUCCUCCUCACAGUGCCCAGUGUGUGGUCAGCAUUUAUGUGGCUGGCACUGGGCCGGGGCUACGGAGGCCAAGCAGUUGGGCCCUGCCCUCGCAGAGUUGACAUCACUUAGUAUGUAACCACAUUGGGCUACAUGUUCUGAAGGAGAGGAUGGUGUGCCUGGUCAGUGAGCAGCAGUCGGCCAUAUGUCUCCAGGGACCCCCUCCAUGUAGUGUGGGAGGAAGGAAGCAGGUCUGUCCUGGGGGAAUGUGUGGGGGCACUUCUGCCCUGCGUGGCAGUGGGUAGAUUUCAAGACCACGGCCUGUGCUGUUUACAGAAACUUGCCCAGGUGCCCGGCUGUGGGAGGGCAGCAUGGAGAGGAGGAAGAGGAGACUCCUAAUAGCAAGCUUCAAGGCCUUGCCCCUUCAGGCUAGAUAGCUCCCACCCUCCCACACAGCAGGGUAGCCAUUACUUUCUGACUGGGGUGUCCACCAUGGCUCUCUGCAGGCACCCCUUACUUUGCUAAGAGUCCAGAGAUCCAGGAGGAGAAGACUGGCCUGGAGCUGGGCCAGCGCAGGCAGCACAUGGGCAGCUUUUGCUGUGUGACCUGAGGCCACCUGCCUGCCUUCUCUGGGCUGCACUCUGGGGCCUGGAGACCCGUUCCACGGUUCCAGUUUCCCCACCUCAGCAAAGGCAUCAGCUGCCUGCAUCCUCAUCCAAGGCACAACCAACAGCGGCUCCCCGCAGCCAUUUCCAAGACCCUCCAGGCCCUCAGUUCUGAGGACUAGGGUGGAGGCAGUGUUUCUCCCCAGCAUCCAGUGACCAGAGAAGUGAAGUGACUCCAUUGCUGCCACACAGAGCCACACAGUGCGAUAUUAGGAGCUCCUGCCUCCUGCAAGGUGAAGGGUGGGGCUUGGCCAGGAGUGUUCAGGCCACAGGGUGAGGGGUGUGCUUGUGGGGGUAAGAACUGAGCCUGAAUUAAACUCAUCCUCCUCUGCCCUGAUGCACUGUGCAACUUGGGGGAAUAGCUACCUCUCUCUGGGCCUCACCUUCCCCAUCUUUGAUAGAUUGGUUCUGCCCAGCCGCUCCUCCUCCAGUAGGGGAUUCCUGGGCUUGCCUCUGUCUUGGCUCCAGCUCAGGUGUCCAGUCUCAGCCCUGUCCCAGCCAGGAACAAUGGGCCAGGCAGGGCCAGUCACCCGCUGUCCCUAGGGGCUCCACCCAUGGUCCUGGGCUAUUUUCAGCCCUUGCAGAUGGAGUCAGAAAAGGAUUUUCCACUCCCAGCACAAUGACUAUCCUGGACCAUUGUCCAGGAGUGACGUGGGGGAUCUGCCUGCCCCAAAAUAUCUCCUGCCCCUAGUCUCCAAGCCUCUCUGCCCUGCUCCUUUCAUACCCCCAUCCUGAGGUCAUUUCCUGGGGCUGUUAACUCCUGAAGGCCAUUGUGAAAGAGCAUGUGAGACCCCUGGGAGACACAACCAGCUGGAAUCAGUUUUCCCUCCUGGCAGGGACCCCAGGGAUUGCUUGUCUGCUUAAUGGAACUGGUGGCCCAGGGAGGGCUGUGCCUUACCCAGAGUCACACAGCAGUCAGGGUGGAGCCUAGAGAUAAGCCCAGGGCUCUUCGGCUGCUCCCACUGCCUCAGCCAAGUUCACUAGCUCCAGUCUGUGCCUCCUGGAACUGAGAGCUCACCACUGAACUUCCCGGCAUAGGCACUGGGGAAGCAGCUGAAUGAUGUGGGUGGAGAGGUGCAUGCAGCUCAGGCUCUGACCUUGAAGUGAGCUCAGCGCAGGGGCCUGAUCUUAAACCCUGUUCUCCCCAUUGAGUCCCAUUUUUACCAAACAUGGCUAUUAGGGAUUGAACAUGUGUGUCCCCCACCCCGCAAAUCCAUAUGUUGAAAUCUCAACUCCCAAGGUGAUGAUACUAGAAGGCGUGGCCUUUGGGAGGUAACCAGGCCCUGAGGGUGCAGCCCUCAUGAAUGGUGUUAGUGCCCUUAGAGAAGGGACCCCAGAGAGCUCCUCACCCUCUUUCUGUCAUGUGAGGAUGUAAUGAGAAGUUGGCAGUCUGCCACCUGGAAGAGGUCCCUCAUCAGAUCUCAACCAUGCUGGCAUCCUGAUCUCAGACUUCCAGUCUCCAGAAUGGUGAGAAAUGAAAUGUUUGUUGUUUCUAA